GGGCCCAAGUUGUUCUCCUCUCACAACAAAACCUAGUCGCGAGUCUCUCAACUCUCGUUCUGUUUCUUCUUAGCAAUAGUUCAUCACUCUCCGUUCAAACUGGUCUUCUGUUUUCGGUUUCCACUGGCCAAAGCGUAGGGACUUAGUUAGCUGUCAGUAUGAGCAACGAAUUUGGUGCUUUUAAAAGGGCAGAAGAAUACAAACCCGCACCAGAGUUUGAGGAAGACGAUAGGGAAUUGCUCGCUGAUAUCUCUUUGUCUGACUCCACUGAGCUUUGGCUUAUUCAAUGGCCUGCUAAUCAACCCCCUGAUUUUGAUGGGCAAGAGUUUUCUCUCCAACUUCAUCAUGAUGGACAUUUGGGCAGCUUUCAGGGUUCAUCUGGAAAAUCGUAUGAUGUGGUCAGCUGUGUGGCUCAAGAACCCGAGGCUUCUGUUUUUCUACCAUCUUCAUCAGACACCAAGUUAGUUGGAAAGAUUUCCCGGCGGAUAUCUCUCGUGCAUUAUCCAGAACCUGAAGAACUCGAACAGGCCACAGCUAUGAAAUCAGCGUUUCAGAAAUCUUCUGGAAUUUCGUUGACCACAUCUUCUCGUCAAACUACAUCCCGAACUCCACACUCGAGCAGUAGAAGAACAAGCUCUAGUAAACCAAGGAGUUCAGUGUCUGAAUAUGAGGAACCAUCAAAGCCUUCAAGUCGAAAACGGGAACCGGAACCUUCCGAGUCCAAAGAUCAUUUGAAAAAGGAUUCAUCGAAAAGAAAACACGCACAUGAACCUAGUAGAUCGACCGACCGGUCGACUCAGAAUUUGGGACGUAGUCAUAGUGCAGUAACUUUUUCAGGGGCCUCCGGGCAAUCUAGCGAAGGUAAAACAAAAAGGUAAAAGAAAUGAGGCUUUCUGCAAACUGGAAGUAUCCAUUAUGUUUUGACAGGUUACUAAAGUAUGUCCAUACUCUUAUUUCCCAUUCUUUUCCUUGUUUGGAUUGAAUUUUGGAGCAGCAAUUUUAUGUCAUGGGAAGUUCUCUCUCUUUCUCUCGUCA
Molecule: messenger RNA, 1035 nt
Organism: Momordica charantia (bitter melon)
Lineage: Eukaryota; Viridiplantae; Streptophyta; Magnoliopsida; Cucurbitales; Cucurbitaceae
Source: RefSeq, a predicted model, not a curated record